AUGGCCGCCACAGCCCUCGCCGCAGCUCACGCCGUCGCCUACCUCGACGCCAAGUACCGCGUCGCCGACGACCUGCGCCUCGCGAGGGGCAUGGUCAAGGCCCGCAUCGGCCUCAAGGUCAACGACCGCAGGGACCGCAACUCGAUCUACUACGUCUUCGAGGACGCCGCCCGCAACCGCACCGACGCCGACUGCUACGUCUGCGAGGGCGUCACCCUCAGCUGGACCCAGACUCAGCUCGCCGUCAACCGCCUCGCGCACUACCUCCUCGCCCAGGGUCUGCAGCGCGGCGACACGAUCGCCCUGUACCUCCCGAACAAGCCCGCAUACCCGAUCAUCUGGCUCGCCUGCCUCGCCAUCGACGUCGUCCCGGCCUUCAUCAAUUACAACCUGACGGGCCAAGGCCUCGCGCACUGCAUCUCGGUCGCCGCCCCCAAGCUCGUCCUGUUCGAGUCGGACCUCGCGUCCGCCAUCGUCGACGUCGCGCCCUCGCUCGACCGCUCGGCCAAGCUCGUGCGGUGGGUCGACGUGUUCAGCAAGACAGCGGCCGGUGAGAAGGGCGUCGAGGGCGAGCAGGUGCUCGACGAGGCGGUGCUCGCCCAGAUGAGCAGCGAGCGCAUCCCGGACGAGCGCCGCAACGGCAUCAAGUGGAGCAGCCCGUGCUGCCUCAUCUACACGUCUGGGACGACCGGCCUGCCCAAGGCCGCCCUCACGCUCCACGGUCGCUGCGCAACUGCGUUCCAGGUCUGGACGACGCUCAACUCGUUCGGCAAGAACACGCGCAUCUACACGCCCAUGCCGCUCUACCACUCGACGGCCGCCAUCCUCGCCGUCGGCGUCGCGUGGAACGCGCGCGCGACCGUCGUCAUCGGCCGCAAGUUCUCGGCGACGACCUUCUGGAGGGACGUGCGCGAGAGCAGGGCCAACGUCGUGCAGUAUGUCGGCGAGGUCCUACGGUACCUCCUUGCUCGCCCGCCGAGCCCGGACGACAAGCGGCACGAGGUCCGCCUGGCGUACGGCAACGGGUGCAGGCCCGACGUGUGGGAGAAGUUCCGUGAGCGGUUCGGCGUGCAGACCAUCUCCGAGUUCUUCGCUUCGUCCGAGGGCAACGGCUCGCUCUUCAACCGCAACGGCAACUCGCUCGGCGCCGGCGCCGUCGGCAAGGAGGGCCUCAUCGUCAGCUCGUUCCAGCGCAACAAGCAGGUUCUGCUUCGCGUCGACCCGCUCACCGAGGAGCCGGCGCGCGGCAAGGACGGCCUCGCGAUUCGGGCCAACGUCAACGAGCCGGGCGAGCUCGUGAUCCAGAUCGACAACUCGUCGCCGUACCAAGCGUUUGCCGGGUACCACAACAACCCGUCGGCGACCGACAAGAAGAUCCUGCGGUCAGUCCUCGCCCGGGGCGACACGUACUUCCGCACGGGCGACCUCUUGCGGCGCGACGGCGACGGGCACUGGUACUUUGCCGACCGCCUCGGCGACACGUUCCGGUGGAAGAGCGAGAACGUGAGCACGGCCGACGUCGCAGAGAAGCUCGGGCAGGUCGUCGACGAGGCCAACGUGUACGGCGUGCUCGUCCCCUCGCACGAGGGCCGCGCCGGGUGCGCCGCCAUCCCGCUCUCGUCGGGCCAGCAGGUCGACUUUGCGGCGCUCGGCGCCCACGUGCAGCGCACGCUGCCCAAGUACGCUCAGCCG
Molecule: messenger RNA, 1692 nt
Organism: Rhodotorula graminis WP1
Lineage: Eukaryota; Fungi; Basidiomycota; Microbotryomycetes; Sporidiobolales; Sporidiobolaceae
Exons: 11
Molecular function (GO): long-chain fatty acid transmembrane transporter activity; long-chain fatty acid-CoA ligase activity
Source: RefSeq, a predicted model, not a curated record